Striga asiatica is the source of this 1430-nucleotide messenger RNA. Lineage: Eukaryota; Viridiplantae; Streptophyta; Magnoliopsida; Lamiales; Orobanchaceae. The record is from the annotation of a GenBank genome assembly.
UUUAUAUUUUAACAGAAUACUUAUCGCAUAUCUGACGAGAUUCCUUUUCUUUCCUAUGUAAAUUAGAGAUAGGUAAGUCGAACCAUUUCUCCAAAAUGAUGGGCGCCCGGCCGAUGAGAGCAUGUCAUAGAACCUUCAACAUGACGCAAUCUUCCGACAACGGCGGCAAGCAGACCUUCCCCCUUCCAGCGGAGCAGUUCAGGCCCCUUCAGUCCAUAUUCCGUCGGCGGCUGCUCAACGGAAUCGGCGCCGCUUCUCUACUGGCCGUCGGCGCCAAUCUGGGGGGCGUAUCGAGCUUCCUACUGAGCUUCUCGCCGGAGGCUUCUCGGAGCCUCAAGCUCGACGCGCUUUAUCCGAUCGGCGGCUACAGCCGGUACAUAGAUACGAAUGAGGGAUUUGAAUUUGUGUAUCCGGAGAGUUGGUUAGGGGAUCAGACGGUGCUGUACAGAGCAGCUGGAAAGGCGGAGAAGCCGGUGGAUGCUCCGCCUCUGGGUGGUGGUGGUCGGCGGCGGAGGAAGGUGAAUGAGCCAGUGGUAGCUUUCGGUCCGCCGGGGUCCACGGGAGAGCUGAAUGUCAGCGUGAUUGUAUCGACCGUCCCCAUCGACUUCUCUUGGCUAGUUGUAUUCACGUGGUUCAUCUAUGAGAUUAUAAGUUGUCACCAUUAUUUAGUAUAUGAUUGUACGAAUACGCCUUCUCAGGAGUAUAGCUCCAAGUCUAAAAAUGUUCAUCAAGAAGGAUCCAGCCUUUACAAUAUAGCAAAUUCAACUGUAAAUCCUGAGCCAUGGUGGAAUAAUACGGGCUAUGGUUCAUUUUCCCAUACAUUAAUGCGUGGAAAUGGGUCUGACUCGUCAUCCCUUGAACAAUCUGUGGAUGCUCAUUCCCUGUCUGAAGGUGGAGUUAAUGAGGAAGAUAAUACUCAGAAAAAAUCACCCAACGCUAAUCGACUCCACUCAGAUAGAAUCUAUAGGCCGGAGGAUUCGAAUCUCCAGCAAGUUGAGCAAUCCUUAAAUCCAGGACCUGUUGGAAGCCUUACACAGCCAGCACAACUCGAACUUGUUGGCCACUCAAUUGCCUGCGCUUCAAAUCCUUACGAUCCACAUUAUGGGAGAAUGCUGGCAGCUUAUGGCCAACCUAUGUUGUAUGAUUUGCAUCAAGUGAGGAUGCCACUGCCUCUAGAAGUGGCACAGGAGCCAGUUUACGUGAAUGCCAAGCAAUAUCAUGGUAUACUGCGUAGGCGUCAAUCGCGCGCCAAAGCCGAGCUGGAGAAGAAACUCAUAAAAUCUCGAAAGACAAGAGGCUCAGGUGGCCGUUUUGCCAAGAAAUCUGAUGGAGACACUUCUAAGGCCUCAGAAAACACCAAAUCCAUUGACACAUCAAGAUCAGAGCCUAUGUAUGAGAUUCAGUCAAACCAUGCACUCGCCAUGCAAUGA